Molecule: messenger RNA, 731 nt
Organism: Papaver somniferum (opium poppy)
Lineage: Eukaryota; Viridiplantae; Streptophyta; Magnoliopsida; Ranunculales; Papaveraceae
Product: NAP1-related protein 2-like
Exons: 5
Coding region: 270-506 (78 amino acids)
Source: RefSeq, a predicted model, not a curated record
UCCUCCAGCACCGCCGACCACUCACCGUCUCCUUCUAAGUAUAUAUCUAUCACCAUCUUUCUCCAGUCAUUUUUGUACCCAUUUCAAGCUAGCCCUAGAUAUCAGUAGCUAUUACUUGAGAAACAAUAGGCCGGCGAAUUUGUCUCCAAGAGCAGUGAUAAUGGCAACUAAAGGUUUGAAUUUCAAGCUCUCUGCAACAUCAACAUCAUCAGACAAUUACCUAUUGAAAGUAAUAGGGUGGCUGCAAAUGAAGACUAUCCACAGUGGACAUGACAACUAGAAAUCAGCGAGGAUUUGCUGACAGCGGCACGAGCUUCUUUACCUGGUUCGCUGAUCUUGGAUGCGUUACAAUGGAGGCUUAUGAUGAGGUUGCAAACUUAAUUAAACAGGAUUUUUGGCCAAAUGCAGGCAGAUAUUUUGUCAAUGGUAAUUUAAAUGAUGAACAGAAGGUUGACCUUGUUGCAGUUGAGAAGACGGCGCAAAUUAGCUACGCGCAUUCUUUAUAAAUUGGAAAUCACAUGAGGGGUUAAAAGUUUUUUGAAUGUUGGAGUGUAUAACCUUUAUAAUGGUGUAAUUAAACUUGUAGGAGUUGGUAGUAGUCGUGGUGACCGGUGAGUGCUUAGUGUUUACUGGUUAGUAGAAGUGGAUCAAAAGUAUGAGUUUGUUAUUCUCAAGUCUGUUUAAACUGAUGCUCGGUUUCAGUUCAUGUACUCAGAUUUAUCAUCUUCAAU